AUGUUUGGGGUUGGAAUUAUAAAGGAUCACUUAUACUUUAAUGGAGUUGACCGAAGCUAUAAGAAUUGGACAUUUCACGGAGAACCUUGGGAAGCAACUACUAAUGCUAGUAGAAAUGUUGAAGAAGAUGAUGACCAUAGUAGGUACAGUUUUGUGUCUGAAGAAAUAGAGAUGGAUGAUAAUGAUUUUGGUGAUUUUGGAUCCGAUCCUUAUGAGUUUGCCAAUGUGAUUGGGGAUGGAGAUCAACCAUUGUACCCUGGUUGUAGAAAGUACACGAAGUUAUCAGCAUUAGUGAAGUUGUAUAAUUUGAAGGCAAAACAUGGGAUGAGUGAUGUCUGUUUUACAGAAUUAUUUAUACUUCAAGGCGAUUUGCUUCCAUAA
This is a messenger RNA of Prunus armeniaca (apricot), 381 nucleotides long. The record is from the annotation of a GenBank genome assembly. NCBI's taxonomy places the organism in Eukaryota, Viridiplantae, Streptophyta, Magnoliopsida, Rosales, Rosaceae.